Molecule: messenger RNA, 1150 nt
Organism: Candoia aspera
Lineage: Eukaryota; Metazoa; Chordata; Lepidosauria; Squamata; Candoiidae
Gene: CISD3
Product: CDGSH iron sulfur domain 3
Exons: 3
Coding region: 16-408 (130 amino acids)
Cellular component (GO): mitochondrion
Molecular function (GO): 2 iron, 2 sulfur cluster binding
Source: RefSeq, a predicted model, not a curated record
GCUUGCUUGCCAGCCAUGCCCUGGCUGCGGAGAGCCGGCGGUCUGGUGGCAGCAGCAGCAGCAGGCUCCUUCCGUCGGCUCUUUUUCUCCCAGAUAAGAAGCAGCUCAGCUCUUUCAACCUCAUCAGCCAAGCCAGUGAUUGCAGCCAAGGAACCUUUUCCAGUGGACUUACAAGCAGGGAAGCGCUAUGCCUGGUGUGCUUGUGGACACAGCCAAAAGCAGCCCUUCUGUGACGGAACCCAUAAGAAAAGUGCCCCAGAAAUCUCUCCCCUGAGAUUCACCCUCGAGGAAGCAAAAAAGGCCUGGUUAUGUGGGUGCAAAUAUACCAAGAAUGCUCCGUACUGUGAUGGCACCCAUAAGGAAGAUUUUGUGCAAAAGGCUGACCUUCAUUCCCAGCCACAGGUAUAAUGGGAGACCUCUGGGGAAACAGAAGAAGCACAGAACUCAGCAGGAAAUCAGUCCUGGGGCUAAGGCAUCAAGACAUCCUACGGUGGAAGCCUUAUUAAAGUGAAUGGGAGCUGGAGGACCCCUGCACGGCUUGUAUUUGUGUUGAUGAAGCUUGGACAAGAAAAUGAGCAUUGUACCCCUGCUGCCUUGGUGAAUCCUCACGGGCAGAGGGGAGCAGAUUUUUCCAAGGGUUCUGUGCUUUCACUUGCUUUAUCCCUUCUCCUUUGAAAUUAACUAUACUGAAAACCCUGUUUGACAACUUGCUGCUAAUAAGGUCAGUGUUCAAAAAUUGGUUCAUUAGAAUUGUAAUGUUUAUUUUGCUACCUUAAUGGGCAGCCUGCAGCCCCAGGGCCACAAGCUUUGUAGCCCUCAGAGCUCCUGCUGACCAUGACUACUCAAAAUUGAUAGCACAGUUACUUGCCCCUUGCCACUUUGAGAUGGCAAACAGAUAGUUAAUAUGUGGAAUACCUACCAAGAAGCAGGUAAGUCCUAUAAACUGGGCAGCUGUUAUAGCUGAACUAUGUUUGAUGGAAGAUCUGUCCUAAGAUCAUCAAGUACUAUUAAAAUGUUGCCCGUGUUCUAUUGAUAUAAUAUUUAGAUGAAAGGCAGAAUUAUAUGAAAUCUUAAUGUGUAUGGCUUUGGGUACUUUCAAAUAAACAUUCAAAUAUUUUGCCCAGAAAUAAUCUGGAUUUUGUGGCUUUCA